UUUCAGUUAGAAAUGUACGGUGGAACAAGUAAUCUUAAACAACCUCAUAGCUUGAAGUCUCCUUUCGACCCAAAAAUCUCUCUUAUACCAUUAAAGCACCUCCUCCGUUGUUGAUUAGAGAUGGUUUAGGCUAUGAUUCCUAAAGACAAAACCUAAAGUAGCCAACCCAUUGGCCAUUAUUUUCCUCUGGCGUGCAGGAAAACAGGGCUUUCCUCCAUUUUCAUCAUCACCCAUUUUCCUUUCUUCUCUUCCUCCUCUGUUUUUUUUUUUUCUUUUUUUUUUUCUUUUCCCCUUUCCUGUACGCCAAAACACAUAAUACCCACAUGAAUGCCAAUACCAAUGUGAUGUUAUCUCUUUUCUUCGUCUUGCUAGGGAUUUUUAAUGGCGUUUAUUCUGCCUCUGUUCUUGCUCCACCUCCAGAUCCGCCAUUGUUGUUACGCUGUGGUUCUAAUGAGGACGCCACUGAUGAAAAUGGCCGAAAAUGGAUUUCUGAUUCUAAAUUCCUCGACCCCAAAAACACCCUAGCCGUACCGGCUGGAUUUCAAGAUCCAUCCAUGACUUCUCAGGUUCCGUAUAUGGAAGCUCGGGUUUUCACCGCCGUGACGGCGUAUAAAUUCCCGAUCAAACCUGGUAAUCGUUAUUGGCUUCGACUUCAUUUUUACCCUUCCACAUACGGACCUCAUGAUUCUAUGAAUUCUUAUUUCACCGUCGCUGCGAACGAUUUGACUCUUGUGAAGAAUUUUAGUGCUCAUAUGACUUGUCAAGCCUUCACUCAGGCUUACAUUGUUCGUGAAUUUACACUCGCAGCUACAGAAUCUGAAUCUUUGAAUCUGACUUUCACACCUGUUUCUGGGUUUGCUUUUGUUAAUGGGAUUGAAUUGAUUCAAAUGCCGGAGAUCUUUGGGGAAGCUAUAAUGGUAGGUGCAAGGGAGCAAACCAUGGAUGUAACGGGGUCGAGUAUGCAAACAAUAGCGAGAUUGAACGUCGGAGGGAGCUACAUUUCUCCAGCAAACGAUUCUGGUUUGAGUAGAGCAUGGUAUGAUGAUUAUCCUUAUCUUUUUGGUGCUUCUGAGGGUGUUGUGAUGGAAGCUUCAAAGAGGUUGGUGAUUGAUUAUAAAGAUAUGCCAAAGUAUAUUGGACCUGUGGACAUUUACAGGACAUUGAGAUCAAUGGGAACAUCUAAGGAUGUGAAUGCUAAUUACAAUUUGACAUGGUUGUUUCCUAAUAUUGAUCCAGGGUUUAUGUAUCUUGUGAGGUUGCAUUUUUGUGAUGUGUCUUUGAGUAGGCCAAAUCAGGUGGUGUUUGAUGUGUUCAUCAACAAUCAAACUGCGGAUGUGAAUGGGAUCGAUGUGAUAGCUUGGUCGGGUGCUAGGGGGGUUCCCAAAUUUAGGGAUUAUGUUGUGUUUUCUAGCGAAGCGCCAACAAUGCAGCAGAUUUGGCUGGCAAUGCAUCCUAGGAUGUCGGAUGCACCCGAAUUUGCAGAUGCUAUGUUGAAUGGGGUCGAAAUCUUCAAGCUCGAUUCAGGGAAGAACUUGGCAGGGAAGAAUCCUCAACCCUCAGCCUUUAGGGUGAAGGUUGAGGCUGAAGCAGAGAGGAAUUUUGAAACAAAGGGCAAUAAUGCUGAAGUGAUUGGUGGGGCUGCAGGGGGCGCUGCUGCUUUUGUUGUGGUUGCACUUUGCUUUGCAGUGUACCAAAGGAAGAAUAGAGUGCCAGGGAAUGAUUCACACACAACUAGUUGGCUACCAAUCUAUGGGAACUCACAUUCGAGUGGGAGCAAAUCAACAGUGUCUGGUAAGAGUACGGCCAGUAAUUUGGCUCAAGGUUUGGCUCGACAUUUCUCGCUUUCCGAGAUUUUACAUGCUACCAAGAACUUUAGUGAAUCUAAUGUGAUUGGGGUUGGAGGAUUUGGGAAGGUGUACAAGGGAGUGAUUGAUGGAGGGACAAAAGUUGCUAUUAAGAGGUCAAACCCAUCAUCAGAACAAGGAGUUCACGAGUUCCUUACGGAAAUCGAUUUGCUUUCAAAGCUAAGGCACAAACAUUUGGUGUCCUUGAUUGGUUUUUGUGAUGAAGAGAAUGAGAUGUGUUUAAUUUACGAUUACAUGGGUUUGGGAACUUUGAGGGAACAUUUGUAUAAGACCAACAACAAAACUCGUCUCUCAUGGAAGCAAAGGUUGGAGAUUUGUAUUGGAGCAGCUAGGGGACUUCAUUACCUUCACACAGGAGCACAAUACACCAUCAUUCAUAGAGAUGUUAAAACUACCAACAUUCUCUUGGAUGAAAACUGGGUUGCAAAGGUCUCUGAUUUCGGACUCUCGAAAACUGGUCCGAACAUGGCUAAUGGUCAUGUUAGCACGGUAGUUAAGGGUAGCUUUGGCUACUUAGAUCCGGAGUACUUCAGAAGGCAACAACUAACUGAAAAAUCUGAUGUCUAUUCAUUUGGAGUUGUCCUUUUUGAAGUAUUAUGUGCAAGGCCUGCUUUGAAUCCAAACCUGCCGAAGGAACAGGUAAGCCUUGCAGAUUGGGCGUUGCAUUGCAAACGGAAAGGAUUUCUUGAGGAUCUCAUCGACCCUCAUCUUAAAGGGAAAAUCACCCCUGACAGCUUGAAGAAGUUUGCAGAUGCCGCUGAGAAAUGCCUAGAUGACCAUGGUGCCGAGAGACCGUCUAUGGGCGAUGUGUUAUGGAACCUUGAAUUUGCUCUCCAACUUCAGGAAAGUGCCGAUGGUGGUUCAAGUCAUAGAUCGAGGGUACAUGAGGAAGAUACCCAGAGAAGCCAAGAGAUGGCUGCACAUUACAACAACCUCAGCCUUGGAAAUGAGCAAGACUUACUUCAAUCUAAUGAACAAAACAGUACUGCAAUCUUCUCUCAACUUGUCCAUCCGACAGGCCGAUAAUGCACGGAAACCUCUUCGACAUUGUUCAUGUGUCUCCCUCAACAAGGGGGCCUAACCAGUGAACAAACAAAAACCAUGGGAGUUCAAGCAUGUUGAACCACUGCUAUUUUGUCAAACUUCAGGGAGUGUUGUUGUAUUUAUGUUGGUAUUAGUUAUUGGGUCUUUCUGAUUGUUUUUUAUUGGACAGUAUAUGCAUUGCAAUUUGUACUUUACACAGAACAAACUUGAUCAGAUUCAAGUUCAACCUGCUGCCUAUUCCUUAUGAUAAAGUUAUAUUUACACUA
Cucumis melo (muskmelon) is the source of this 3175-nucleotide messenger RNA. RefSeq names its product receptor-like protein kinase ANXUR2. Gene Ontology annotation, biological process: protein autophosphorylation. The transcript has a single exon. Gene Ontology annotation, cellular component: plasma membrane; plasmodesma. The record is from RefSeq and is a predicted model, not a curated record. The coding region runs from base 324 to 2891 and encodes 855 amino acids. NCBI's taxonomy places the organism in Eukaryota, Viridiplantae, Streptophyta, Magnoliopsida, Cucurbitales, Cucurbitaceae. Gene Ontology annotation, molecular function: ATP binding; transmembrane receptor protein tyrosine kinase activity.